Paramormyrops kingsleyae is the source of this 1894-nucleotide messenger RNA. The record is from RefSeq and is a predicted model, not a curated record. NCBI's taxonomy places the organism in Eukaryota, Metazoa, Chordata, Actinopteri, Osteoglossiformes, Mormyridae.
UCCAAAAUGUCACAAAUCCCUCUAACACGAACAUGUUGUCAUUAAAAUAAUAUUGUGAAAAGUAUUUACAAGCGUAAGCCUGAAAGUUCUGUAUUUGCUCCGCAGGGAUUCAGAUCUUUCCAACACUUUGAUAUGUGAGUUUUCAUAACAGCGUGUGGCAGCUGACAGACCUCAGAAGUACCUCCAGAAGUGUCAGGUGAUGCCGACUUUGCAGGUGCAUGGGUCAAGAUGACUGCAGAAUUAUUUAGCGUGUCACGGGGAACAGCCUUGCUACCUUUGGCAGCAUAUGUCACAUACAAAAAAAAGCUGCUCUACCAAAGAGGAACUGUGGUGAAACCUUACAGAAAUGUUUAGAUGAGCAUUUAAUUCAAUGGUGUUUUCAGGAACUCAUGACAGAAGUGAAAUGUCAUGACCUCAGUCACCCAAUCUAAACAUCACUGAAUCUUUAUGGGAAUGCCCUGCCUUUCCUGAAGAACGCUCCAAAAUACAACUACAUUCUGUUUGGGACUUGAGAGUACUCCGUGAAGGACUGAAGCUGUUUUGAAGGCAAAGGGUAGCCUUACUCCAUAUUUACAUGCUUUAUUAAUAUAUUGUUAGGUGGUUUACUUUGGCCAGCCCUAAAUGACGGCAGCAUUUCUCAAAAGAUACACUAUGUCAUGUCCGAUCUUACUGUGGCAUCGUAACUUUCAAAUGCCCCAACUUGGGAAAGUCUGUCUCAUUUGUAUAGUGAGAUGUUCCUUUACCUCUGAGUGAAGAUUGCAGGCAUGCCAUGUCCAGUCACAGCGUGAGCCAUGUAUGAGCACUGGAUGUUAUCUUGACAAAUUGUUUAUGAGAAUCAGAUACGCUGGUUGUGUAAGCGGGGCAUCCUUGGUCAGGGUCCAGCCCACUCUUGAGUGAUGCUGUUUUUAUCUGUCUAGUGACAUUGACAGCUUUCUGGUCACAGUAUAUACAGGCAGGAUCUUUCUACUCCAGCAGAAUCUAAACUCUCUCCUCUGACGAAGGAAAUCUUUUCCAUUUUUACUUACAACCGAAACUAUGUUGCCUGCAACUUUUAAGCUUUGUGCAGGUAUCUCUUACGGACACAUGCGGAACAUGACGGGACUAAGGAAAACGGCGAUUGUCGCGUUGAGCCAUGAAAUGAAGAGGAUAGCAGGUCCUGGUCCCAAUCGCUGGAUCAGUCAGGUCCGCAGAAGAAGUUCUCUGAGUAGCGGCAGGGCUGAGGAGAUGCCUUACAGUGAAGCAGAGAUGUCCUACGUAAAGCAAGGAGAGGAGGCUCUCCAGAAGUCUAUUAGGAUCCUCAGUGACCAGGAUGGCUGGAAGACUGAGAUUGUGACGGAGAAUGGUGACAAAGUCCUGAGCAAGAUGCUCCCAGAUGUUGGCAAGGUGUUCAAACUGGAGGUGAUGUUGGACCAGCAGCCUGAUGAUCUGUAUGGAGAGCUGGUUGGCAACAUGGAACAAAUGGCCGACUGGAACCCCAAUGUGAAGCAGGUUAAGAUCCUUCAGAAGAUUGGUCAGGACACCUUAGUGACUCAUGAGAUGGCGGCAGAGACGCCUGGCAAUGUGGUGGGACCCCGGGACUUUGUGAGCGUGCGCUGUGCCAAGCGCCGUGGCUCCACGUGCUUCCUGGCAGGAAUGUCCACAAGCCAUCUGGGGAUGCCUGAGCAAAAGGGCUUUGUCAGGUGGGCUUUUUGUCAAAUGUCCACGAGCAAGGGAAAGGUGGAGAAGAUGCAGGACACUUACCCCUUGGUUAAAACCUGUGGUGACUGACAGCAUGUGAUAAUCCUGCCCACUGCCUUCUCUCUCCAUUAAGUACUGGAUUUCUGUUGUCAUGUACCAUUUAGAUAAAAUAUAAGACAAAAUAAUAAGGUAAAUUGAAAGAGUGAGUGAGACUGUG